Molecule: messenger RNA, 575 nt
Organism: Danio rerio (zebrafish)
Lineage: Eukaryota; Metazoa; Chordata; Actinopteri; Cypriniformes; Danionidae
Gene: rbp2b
Product: retinol binding protein 2b, cellular
Molecular function (GO): lipid binding
Source: RefSeq, marked provisional
GACCACCAGCCUACUGAAGUCCACACAGCAGUAACCAUGCCUGUAGAUUUCACUGGAAAAUGGGAGCUGGAGUCAAGUAAAAAUCUUGAAAAUUACCUUAAAGCACUGGACAUUGACUUUGCCAUCCGCAAGAUUGCAGUUCACCUCACUCCAACAAAGAUCUUUACCCAGGAUGGGGACAAUUUUGUGAUCAAGACACAGAGCACCUUUAAAAACUAUGAGCUGAGCUUCACUAUUGGAGUUGAGAAAGAAGAAUCUACUAAGGGAUUUGACAACAGGGCAUUGAAGACUCUGGUGACCUGGGAAGGGGACAAAUUGGUGGCCGUUCAAAAGGGUGAGAAAGCCAAUCGGGGAUGGAAACAUUGGAUAGAAGGAAACAAACUUUAUUUGGAGCUGACAUGUGAAGAUGCUGUGUGCCAGCAAGUGUACAAGCGAAAAGACUGAUUUGUGAUGUGACUAUAUGAUUUAGGUCCAUCAAAAAAGCUGUUAACUUCUCAUUUUACUGAUGAAAGACUGAAAUACAUUUCUCUGAAUAUUUGUUUUCUUCUGUUUGAAUAAAGAGAAAUGGGAAUUUU